AUGACCCCGGUCAAUCCAUCGGAAUUUCCAGAUGUCCAGUUCACCACGGAUAUCGAGAAGGGUUUCGAGGAUAAGACCGAGAUCGAUCUCCCCAGGCAAGAUGAUCAUGGCUGGCGACGAAUUGUCCGCGGGUUUACUCCUUCCAUGUUUUCAAUAACCAUGGGUACAGGUGUCGUGGCGAUCUUGUUGCAUCAGAUGCCAUACAACAGCAGUUGGACGAAUUAUCCUUGCUACAUUAUCUUUGGACUUAACGUCUCAAUCUUCAUUAGCGCUUUGUUCAUAUCCAUCUUGAGGUAUGUCUUGUGGCCUGAGUUGUGGCCGGCAAUGAUCAACCAUCCGACGCAUUCUCUGUUCUUGGGUUGUUUCCCAAUGGGUCUUGCGACUAUCGUGAACAUGAUCGUCUUGGUCUGCGUCCCUGCAUGGGGUCGUUGGGCAGCGACGAUGGCAUGGGCGUUGUGGUGGAUAGAUGCCGCUCUUGCAGUGACAAUCUGCUGUUCGGUUGCGUUUUUGAUGAUCUCGGUUCAUGACGUAUCUCCAGAAAAGUUGACGGCUGCGUGCUUGCUUCCUGCGGUCAGCUGCAUCGUCGCUGCCUCGACUGGCGGUCAAGUGGCUCAGAUGGAAGCUCUUGAGGCACAUGAAGCGCUCUGGACGUUGCUCACCUGCUAUUGUUGUUGGGCUAUCGGCGUAUUCGUUGGCUUGAUGAUCUUGUGCAUCUACUUCUACAGGCUAUUGUUGUUCAAGCUUCCCUCUCAGGAAGUUGUCGUUAGUGUGUUUUUGUCCUUGGGCCCCCUAGGUCAAGGAAGCUUCGGAAUAUUGCAAUGUGGAAAGGCUGCGAAGAUGAUCUUCCCGAAGCUUACAAUUCUACCAUCAGAAGCUGGAACCAUACUUUACAUCAUGGGAGUCAUCAUGGGUCUGAUUAUCUGGGCGAUGGCAAUUCCUUGGAUGUGCUUUGCUGUGGGCUCCGUUCUGCGUCUCAAGUUGAGGUUUCCAUUCAACAUUGGCUGGUGGGCCUUCUUGUAUCCAGUUGGUGGCGUCGCUUCUGCUACUAUUACUCUGAGUGCUGAACUGGACUCCGCAUUUUUCCGCGUAGUUGGAGAGACACUUACUGCGAUCAUCGUCCUUGUUUGGGUCAUUUGCUUCACUAGGACAGUACGGGGAGCCUUCUCAGGCGAGCUCUUCCCCAAGCCAGGUGUCUGCGAACUUCGACCAGAGUCAGGAGUUAAGGUGAGAACGCGCAUCGCCUGUUGCUUCGAGACCGAAUAA
Molecule: messenger RNA, 1263 nt
Organism: Aureobasidium pullulans EXF-150
Lineage: Eukaryota; Fungi; Ascomycota; Dothideomycetes; Dothideales; Saccotheciaceae
Product: sulfite efflux pump SSU1
Exons: 6
Coding region: 1-1263 (420 amino acids)
Biological process (GO): sulfite transmembrane transport; transmembrane transport
Cellular component (GO): plasma membrane
Molecular function (GO): sulfite transmembrane transporter activity
Source: RefSeq, a predicted model, not a curated record